UUACAAUAAUUAAUCAUAGAGAGGAGAGGCGAAAUUUUCUCUCCCGGCCAUCGCCAACCGUUCGUGAAUUAUCUCUACUUAUGUCUUGUGCAGACUCGUGAGUAAUAAAAAUUCAUUGUUUAUAUUGUUGAAUUAUAUUUUAUUAUUUUAAUUUGAAGUCGUUACACACAAAUGCGAUAGUUUUUUUUUAAUCACACUCGAAUCUCGAUAAUUGGUUCCACAUAACCCGAGUCCCGACAGAGAUCUUCGCACKACUAUGUUAUAAUACCAGAGUACAAUAUUAUAACAUUAACCGUUAAUAAUUUAACGAGUCACCAGUUAAUACACACACCUCAGUUCUUGAUGUCAUCAUUCUCGAUCAGUUCCGGUCACCACACAUUGUACGGCACCAAAGAUAACUUGGUGGACCAAGACUUUAAUUGGCACUGUUAUAAUAACUUUAACAACCGUCAAAAGAAGUCCAAUAACAUGUCRCAGUGCGACGUUACAGAAGCUGGUGUCCCACUCAAUUCUCCUGCUUUUCUUUCUUGGCGUAAACUUCAAUUAAGUAGAGCUAAACUCAAAGCUUCUAGUAAAACAUCAGCGCUUUUAUCAGGUUUUGCUAUGGUGGCAAUGGUAGAAAUGCAAAUUAGCGAUGAUUCUAAAGUACCAGAGGGAAUGCUUGUAGCAUUUGCUGUAUGUACCACCCUCUUAGUAGCUGUUCACAUGUUGGCUCUUAUGAUAAGUACAUGUAUUUUGCCAAACAUUGAUGCCGUAUGUAAUCUCCAUUCGGUAAGUCUCGUACACGAAGCUCCACAUGAACGUCUGCAUUGGUAUAUUGAAACUGCRUGGGCGUUUUCAACACUUCUUGGUCUUCUGUUGUUCCUAGCUGAAAUUGCCAUACUUUGUUGGGUUAAAUUUUAUGAUAUAUCUAAAUAUGCAGCAUGGUCUGCUGUUAUUAUGUUAAUCCCUGUCCUAGUGAUAUUUUUAGCAUUUGCAAUACAUUUCUACCAAUCUAUGGUAGCCCAUAAGUAUGAAGUGACUGUGAGUGGUAUUAGACAAUUAGAGCUUCUAAAAGAACAGAUUGAAGCUGGGGAUUUAGAACGCACAAAUGGGUUGUUACUGAAUGCACCAAGCACACAAAUUGUUUGACAUUUCUUUCAAGUGAAGCAGAUGUCCUAAAUAACCGUUCAGUUUAUAUAAUAAAUAUAAUUUAUAAUGGUGCUUUAUUAAACAAAACUUUGAAAAAAGUUCACACGAUGUGUAACUAUGUUUGACUUAUUAUCUUGACUGUUGCCUAUACAUUUUWUUUUACUAUUUGCCAUAGUAUAUCUUACCUAUCCUAUAAAUUUAUCUUGUUAUAAUAAAGAUUUAAUGAAUACAAUCUAUAUAGUAUAUAUUAUAUUUUAUUUUAUUUAUCUUUACGGAGCUCAACAUUUCCUAGAGUCUAGGWACUAGACUAAUUAUAAAGAUUUAAGUGUUAUGUUAAAUGUAUAUAUUUUAACUUUAAACAUUGUAAUAUUAUAAUCCAUAUUACUUUGCCAAUCUGAAAAUUAAGCAUUAUCUAGUAGCUUUGUUAUUAUGUCUCCUUUAUGUUACUAUUUACAUAGUCAUUUAUUGGCCUUUGAUCAAAUAUGCUACAUAAAAAUAAAAAUAAAUGUUAUAGUUAUACUUACUCACAAAAUUAAAGCUUUUAGGUAUUGCAACUCUAUGAUUUUGAAGUAGUCUAAUACAUUUUUAAGAACUCUUCAGUUUGGUUUAGUAUUUUUAAUUAUAACUUAUUUUUAGUUUGUAUUUUAUA
This is a messenger RNA of Diuraphis noxia (Russian wheat aphid), 1780 nucleotides long. RefSeq names its product calcium release-activated calcium channel protein orai (gene Orai). The record is from RefSeq and is a predicted model, not a curated record. NCBI's taxonomy places the organism in Eukaryota, Metazoa, Arthropoda, Insecta, Hemiptera, Aphididae. Gene Ontology annotation, molecular function: store-operated calcium channel activity. Gene Ontology annotation, biological process: store-operated calcium entry. Gene Ontology annotation, cellular component: membrane.